CUUCAAGCAGCCUUGCCUCGUGAGCAAGCAACAGGUGGUGAACGCACGGUCCCUUCAGCCACUCGCCAUGGCCAACAGCAGAUUCCAAUACGUCAAGAAAUUUGAGCUUUCGGACGCGUUGCUACCCGACACUUAUCUGGUCGCCAGGCUGGACGGACACAGGUUCACGAAAUUCACUGCGGAACAUGGGUUCACCAAGCCCAACGACGAGCGAGGGCUGCUGCUGAUGGCUGAAUGUGCGCGACAGGUAAUGAGCGAGUGGUCGGACUUGGUGAUGGCGUUCGGACAGAGCGAUGAGUUCAGCUUCCUUCUCCCGGCUUCGAGUCCACUGUACGGGAGGCGAUCGGCGAAGCUGUCCACUUCCUUCGUGUCUCUCUUUUCCUCCAGCUUCGUCUUCUUCUGGCCGAAGCACUUCCCAGACACUCCCCUGCUGUACCCACCCAACUUCGACGCCAGGAUAGUCUCGUACCCCUCCGCCCAGCACGUCCGGGAUUACUUUUCGUGGAGGCAAGCGGACUGCCACAUCAACAACCUGUACAACACCUGUUUCUGGGCUCUUGUCGCCGAUGGGGUGUCCAAGCAGGACGCCCAAGUAGCCCUCAAGGGCACCACCUCCGGCGACAAGAACGAGCUUCUCUUCUCGAGGUUCGACACCAACUACAACGAGAUCCCCCAGCGCUUCCGAAAGGGCACUACGCUGUUUCGUGCCCGACCAACAGCGGUGGCGGCGCCACCGCCGCCGCCGCCGCCUGAAACACCAUUGCGGCAGCCAUCGCGACAAGAUGGCGCCGCUGCAGUGGACGGAAGCGGCGACAAGGGCGGACGUGGGCCACCGGUAGAAAGUGGCCCCAUUUCAGCGACGGCCACUGGUGGGGAAACCCCAACGGCGGGGCGGCAGGCCGGAGAGACAGGCGUAGAGGCACCAAGGCUUGCCGCGCAAGAAACCAACAACCGGGUGGAGAACAACAUCGGAGUAGAGACAAUCCCCGAUUCUCGUCCUUCGGAGGAUGGAAAACCCGAAGCGGGGUCAGAGGGCGGGGAUGCGCAAGCCGGGGUAGCAGCGUCUGGCGCUGCAACCGGGAAGGGGCAGGGCGAUAAGAGACCACGGGGGAGAGGCAAGGGGGGUGCCAGCGAGAAGGCGGGGGGUGCGCCACGGGGCGACGCCGUUGUAAAGGUGGUGUCAUGCUCGGACGGGAAGGGCAGAGCAAAGCGGCUCUUGAAGAAGGGCCACGCGCCUCCCGGAGCAAUCGAGGAGGACGCGUGCGACCUUAUUCGAGACGAUUUCUGGGACAGAAACCCGCACAUUUUGGCCGCGGGUACAAUGAGACGGUGACAACCGUUACACAGCAGAGUGUUGUUGUGACGAACACGUGGAAGGGGGUGUUGACCUUUAACAUGCUUCCGUUCGGUACGUGGGGUUUGUCGUGGGUCUUGGUAGGACUGCCCGCGACCAACGUCUCGGGGCGGGAAAUCCUCAAGAACUGGAGUAUGCCUUCGGGUCAGAAGCCGACGGUCAAAUGACAACCUUUCCUCUUGCCAC
Molecule: messenger RNA, 1540 nt
Organism: Ectocarpus siliculosus
Lineage: Eukaryota; Phaeophyceae; Ectocarpales; Ectocarpaceae
Source: the annotation of a GenBank genome assembly